AUGGCCAAUGGCAUUGAAGAUCUUAUUGGGAUCCCAUUCCCAAACCACAGCAGUGAAGUCCUUUGCGGUUUAAAUGAACAGCGGCAUGAUGGUCUACUCUGCGAUGUCAUCCUCAUUGUCCAGGACCAGGAGUACAGGACCCACAGGUCUGUUCUUGCAGCCUGCAGCAAGUACUUUAAAAAACUCUUCACUACUGGCACUUUAACAGACCAGCCCUAUGUUUACGAGAUUGACUUUGUCAAGCCUGAAGCACUUUCUGCUAUCCUAGAAUUUGCCUAUACUUCAACCCUCACCAUCACCACCUCAAACGUCAAGCACAUCCUCAACGCAGCCAAGAUGCUGGAGAUCCAGUGCAUUAUCAAUGUAUGCCUUGAAAUCAUGGAGCCUGACCGAGAAGCUGAAGAGGAAGAUGAUAAAGAGGAUGAAGAUGACGAUGAUGACGAAGAAGAUGAUGAUGAUGAAGAGGAGGAGGAGGAGGAAGAAGUGGAAGAUUUUGUGAAUCAGGAGAACCUCGCGGAUGUCCAAGAAGUAAGCUGUCACCAAAGCCCUUCAAAGUCUGACCUUACCGAAGAAACGUAUACAGAAGCACCUAGAGACUUCCCACAUCAUUACCCAGCCCAUAGCUCUGCUGGCCACUUGGGCAUGAUACGAGACUUUUCCAUCGAGUCAUUACUAAGGGAAAAUUUGUACCCUAAAACGAACAUUCCAGAAAGGAGGCCAGCCCUAUCUCCCUUCACACCAGACUUCUUUCCCCACCUGUGGCAUGGAAAUUUCAGUUCCUUUUCCCAGCUAGAAGAGCAGCAAGUGGACAAUGGCCCUUUGGACCUGGUGAUCAAAAAGAGGAAGAUUAAGGAGGAGGAGAAGGAGGAGCUCCCUCCGGCUCCUUUCCCUAAUGACUUCUUCAAGGACAUGUUUGCCGGCAAUCCAGGAGGUCACUUAGGGCACAUUAAGGCAGAGAACGACUAUAGCGCUUAUCUCAACUUUCUAAGUGCCACCCACCUGGGAGGAGUGUUUCCUCCAUGGCCCCUGGAGGAAGAAAGGAAGAUAAAGCCCAAGGCAUCUCAGCAGUGUCCGAUCUGUAACAAAGUCAUCAUGGGGGCAGGGAAGCUGCCACGGCACAUGAGAACCCACACAGGAGAAAAGCCAUACAUGUGCACUAUCUGUGAAGUUCGCUUUACCAGGCAGGACAAGCUAAAAAUCCACAUGCGGAAACACACAGGAGAAAGGCCAUACCUCUGCAUACACUGCAAUGCCAAAUUCGUGCACAACUACGACCUAAAGAACCACAUGCGCAUUCACACGGGUGUCCGGCCUUACCAGUGUGAAUUCUGCUACAAGAGCUUCACUCGCUCCGACCACCUCCACCGCCAUAUCAAGCGGCAGAGCUGUCGAAUAUCGAGGCCCAGGAGGGGGCGCAAGCCCGCAGCCUGGAGGGCGGCCAGCUUGCUGUUUGCACAGAAUGGCCAGCCAGAUGAAAAAGGCUUCAUGAUGCCUCCAACUCUGGAGGAGAUGAGCAGCCAUCUUGGCACCACGGCCAUGUGCCUUCCAGGCCCCAGCCACAAGCACUUCAUGAGUGGGGCCAAGAAUGCUCUAAACCUGCAAGAUCUAGAGAGCCAGUUCGAAGAAACCCAAAUGAAGCUGUUUGGGAGGACGCAUCUGGACAUGGAAAGGAAUGGGGGCAUCUUUGCCUUUGCCCUGGGCCAUAACGAGAACAUCUCGGCACGGCCAUACUUCCCUCUCCCUGACCCUUGGAGCACAGGAUUCAAUGGACUGCCUGGACUAAACCAUGUGGCCCCAAUUUCUGAGGCUAGCAACUAA
Messenger RNA from Emys orbicularis (European pond turtle), 1818 nucleotides. RefSeq names its product zinc finger and BTB domain containing 7C (gene ZBTB7C). The record is from RefSeq and is a predicted model, not a curated record. Lineage: Eukaryota; Metazoa; Chordata; Testudines; Emydidae. The transcript has 2 exons. Gene Ontology annotation, biological process: regulation of transcription by RNA polymerase II. The coding region runs from base 1 to 1818 and encodes 605 amino acids. Gene Ontology annotation, molecular function: protein binding; DNA-binding transcription factor activity, RNA polymerase II-specific; RNA polymerase II cis-regulatory region sequence-specific DNA binding.